AUGGAGCAGCGACAUAUGUUUGAGGACCAGCAGCAGCUAAUAAUAUUCCUGCAAGUGCACGGAGGAAUCCAUUUCCAACAAGAUAAACAGGGCCGAAAGAUUGCACUAAGUGCAUCGUUAAACCAGCAAGUUUUGGAAGCGAUAAGCCAGCGACCGGUGACGCCCGGUUCCGGUACAGCAUCGUUCAACAGUAAACUUGUUUGGGCGUGCAAUCGAGUCGAUCUAAAAGACAUGAAGACCAAGAAUGCCCCAAUAAAGCUAGAAUGCUAUGUGGUCGAACCGGGGGGAAAUCGAAAUCCCAUCGGUAGUGUUGUAAUCCCGCUGCGGUCUGUGCCGGUUGUGCCUCUUUCUCGCACGAAAACUAUUAAACCACGAUGGUACCGGCUAAUCGGUAUUGAAAAUGCACGUUGGCGGCGUGAAAAACCGGAAUUACAUCUGCUGGUCAUGGUAACUGACGAACAAUACCUCAGCAAGAGCAAUUGCCAGGAAGGAACAUCCACACCGGAUAUGAGUGGAGAUGAAGUUGUGACCGAGCCGGCACAGCCCACUACAGUUUAUCCCAUUCCAGCCCCGGAUCAGUUGCCAAGCAAUGUAGAGUUGCUCACAAAUCGCGGCCUACUACAGAUCGGUUGCAAAGAUUCGGAUACCGAUCUGUAUCUAUUCGAGCUCGUAUUUAAAUGUGCCCAACAUCUAGAUGUACUUUGCCCGGGGAUUGAUAGUUUUCGCUUGCGGUAUCUGCUAUUCGGGGAUUAUCACAUGUCCGUGGCCGAGCGGAAAGAACAGGGCUCGGCGGUGUUCAACAUCAUGGAGAAAAUUGUUAUGAACGUGCGCAGCUCUGCAUUGGCGCUUGCUGACUAUUUCCAGAACGUAUUCCAAAUUGUUGUCGAGCUGCUUCCCGAUGAUGAUCCGGCGAGUACUUUCAUUUCUACUGGCGGUGUCAUCGGUGGAGCGGUUAUUGACUUGGUAGACUUUGUAAAACCGAACCGUUUAGCAGACAAUAACCCCACACUAGAAGCAAUUCGAAACGUACCGAUAAGCGUGCGAGGCAAAAAAGCGCUACAAGCUCAGGAUGAAGACAAAAUGGAUGAGAAAUUGAUAGUUCCGUCACUGAAGUGCAAAUUUUCGUUGCGAUAUUUGGGAAGUGAUCAACCAAUACCCAGCGUAGGAGAAAACGAGCGAAAACUAAUAGAACCUGAAACCUGCAACGCUGUGGUUCAACCUGACAUGGUCACCUCUAAGACUGUAUUGGCUAAGGAAGAUUUUCUGGAAUCGGAUGCGAAAAAAUCCAAAACUACCUCCUCUAUCCAGCCUGCCGAAGCUAAAGGAACAAAGCAACGAGAGCACGUAGACGUUGAUGAGAUUUUGCUUGCUACUGAGCAGGAUCUGCGAGACAUAAGACAUACGUUUGCGUUCCGUGUAGGCGUGGGAACGGUCAAGUUUACAUCGAGUCCAUCAUCAGGCUUGUGGCAGUUAGCGCUACAGCACCCCAAGGCGGACACUCCGUUUACGAAAGUGACGCUAGAGCUGCUACCCGACGUUGCCGUCUACGAAGACCGUAUUGAGUUUGGGAAUCUCACGCUGGAGCUUCUGUUCUCGGCCCUGCCCGAUCGGGUGGUGGAAACUAUCGGUAGCGAACCGUCGAAGUUGACGAUUAAUGGACCGCACGGGUUUCAUGCUCUAGCCCGGCUUGACAACGAAAACCUGUUGAUCGGGACACGCGAACGCCAACCAUCCGGGGUGGUGGUGAUGGUGAACGAAUCUACCGAAAACGUGGCCAUCGCCUCUAUUGGCUGUGCGCUACAGGAAGUCGGGUUAAACUAUAACAGCCAGCUGGCGGUGCUGGAGGUUGGCAACUGUAACCAUCACUCUGGGCAUCCUCAACAACAUCCACCCAAGGUAUCUGCGCCUUUCGACGAAACAAUUGCCUAUCAGUUGGUCGAAGAGCAAAAGGUUUGGAUGCGCGAGCAGCGCAAACAGUUUCUCGAGCAGUUAAAGGAUAAGGAGCGUAAACACCUGCAGGCCAUGUCGCAUAACUGGAAGAUGCGACGGGCGGAAGCGGAAAAGCGACUGGUAGAGCGGUUAACACAUAACCAGGCACUGGCUGCAGCCUUGGAGGAAGCUCGCAGGACGCUAGAAAAGCGUGCUCCAGACGAAUCGUCUAAAGUUGCGCAACUCGAACAGCAAUACCGGGCACAGCUUGAGACCAUUCGAACCAAAGCACUCCGUCUCGAGCAAGAGGCAGAAGAACAGAUCGCUCUGACACGACGACAAUGUCGGGAGUUGCAACAGCAACUUGCCGAGUUAAGCCUCGAUCAGCAACAUUUAAUAGAGGCUAAUCGGCAACUCCGCAUCGAGCUGGAUCAAGAGCGCACUGAUAGAAUGCAAGAAUCCGAAGCCUACCGGAAACAGCUGCAUGAAGUUACCGAAUCCAAGCAACAUUACAAGGAGCAGUGGGCGAAAUUGACGCGAAAGGUGCACCAACUCGAGCAGGGGCUUAGUGUAACACGUUCGCCUUAUUACAUGCCGGGAAAGAAAGAAAGUCGAACGGGAAGAAGAACGGAAAUGGGCGGUUCGGGAUCUCAGAUGUCCGUGCCCCACAAUCCACGGCAAGGUGCGGGGGAUUGUUGUGUGGCCUGUGAUUGUCCCCUGGAACCGAGCUCCACUGAAUAUCCUUUGGAGUGA
Molecule: messenger RNA, 2682 nt
Organism: Anopheles nili
Lineage: Eukaryota; Metazoa; Arthropoda; Insecta; Diptera; Culicidae
Product: centrosomal protein of 120 kDa-like
Exons: 2
Coding region: 1-2682 (893 amino acids)
Biological process (GO): centrosome cycle; positive regulation of centriole elongation; interkinetic nuclear migration
Cellular component (GO): centriole; centrosome
Source: RefSeq, a predicted model, not a curated record